GGGGACCUGCUUCUCCCUCCCCUCCCCGCCCUGACAUGCCAACCCGGCAGUCGGCGGCGCAGCAGCGUGUGAGCCGCGUUCGCCCCCCGUGCCCCGCCGCAGGAUGGAGGUCGAGCUUCUGGAGAGCGACGUUCUGGAGUCGCUGGAGGACCUGGGUUACAAAGGUCCAUUGUUAGAUGAUGGAGCACUGGCUCAGGCAGUGUCUCAUGGAGCCAACUCCCCUGAAUUUACCAAACUCUGUGCUUGGUUGGUAUCUGAGUUACGGCUAUUCUGUAAACUAGAGGAAAAUGUGCAGGCAACUAACAGUCCAAAUGAAGCAGAAGAAUUUCAACUUGAAAUGAGUGGGUUGCUGGCUGAAAUGAACUGUCCCUAUACGUCAUUAACAUCAGGAGAUGUGACAAAACGCCUUCAUAAUCAAAAGAACUGUCUCUUGCUGCUUACAUACCUCAUCUCAGAACUGGAAGCUGCCAGAAUGCUGUGUGUGAACGCCCCUCCUAAAAAAGCACAGGAAGGAGGUGGCAGUGAAGUCUUUCAGGAGCUAAAAGGCAUAUGUAUUGCUUUAGGCAUGUCCAAGCCUCCCGCCAACAUAACGAUGUUCCAGUUCUUCAGUGGAAUUGAAAAAAAACUGAAAGAAACACUAGCAAAGGUUCCACCUAAUCAUGUUGGAAAACCCUUACUGAAGAAACAGCUGGGACCUGCUCACUGGGAAAAAAUUGAAGCAAUUAAUCAAGCCAUAGUCAACGAAUACGAAGUCCGAAGAAAACUGUUAGUGAAACGUUUGGAUGUUACUGUGCAGUCCUUUGGCUGGUCAGAUAGAGCUAAGAGUCAAACAGAAAAACUGGCUAAAGUCUACCAGCCAAAACGUGCCCUCUUAUCCACUAAGUGCACUAUUUCCGUAGCAAAUCUCUUGGCAGCUCGACAGGAUCUGUCAAAGAUCAUGAGAACAAGCAGUGGGUCCAUCCGAGAGAAGAGUGCAUGUGCCAUUAAUAAGGUGCUAAUGGGCAGAGUGCCUGACAGAGGAGGAAGGCCCAAUGAAAUCGAACCGCCACCUCCUGAGAUGCCACCGUGGCAGAAAAGACCAGAGGCUGGUCCACAACAAGGUGGUGGCAGAGGAGGAAGAGGUGGCUAUGAAUCCUCAUAUGGAGGGCGAGGAGGUUAUGACCAUGGGGGUCACGACCGAGGGGGAAGAGGAGGUUACGACCACGGGAGUCACGACCGAGGGGGAAGAGGAGGCUAUGACUCAUCAUAUGGAGGACGAGGAGGUCAUGAACAAGGAAGCCAUGAUCGAGGGGGACGAGGAGGACGUGGUGGUUAUGAUCAUGGUGGCAGAGGAGGCGGAAGAGGAAACAAGCUUCAAGGAGGUUGGACAGAUGGUGGAGGUGGUGGCUACCAGGAUGGCGGCUACAGGGAGAGCAACUACAGAGAUGCAGGUUUUCAAACAGGUGGCUACCACGGUGGUGGUGGCGGCGGCGGUGGUGGCUACCAAGGGGGAGGCUAUGGUGGCUACCAGUCGUCUUCAGGAAGUGGCUACCAAGGGGGUGGUGGUGGUGGUGGUUACCAGCAAGACAACAGAUACCAAGAUGGUGGGACCCACAGUGACCGAGGGGGUGGCCGUGGAGGAGGGAGGGGUGGUCGUGGUGGUCGUGGUGGCCGUGGAGGACAAGGAGGAGGCUGGGGGGGCAGAGGUGGGCAGAACUUUAAUCAAGGGGGGCAGUUUGAGCAGCAUUUCCAGCAUGGAGGUUAUCAGUAUAAUCAGUCUGGCUUUGGACAAGGAAGACAUUUCACAAGCUGAGGCUGCUAAAAAUUUCCACUUCAGCAGAGCUCAUGUAAUAGAAACCUGGUUUCAGAGGCCUGGCUUAAUCACUGCUUGGGUAGUACAGAUUGGUACCAUGGCAGGUAGAACCCUUUGGAUGGGAUGUUUUGCACUGAGCAAAGUACCACUUUUUGUAGACUUCUUCUGCCCCCGAUUUGUCUGAAUUAAGUGCAUCAUCGCUAUGCACUGCACCCUAAACAUCAACUAAUAGCCAUGCUUUUUAGAUGUUGGUCUGGUUCCUUCUGCUCAGAACACUUUUGUUUUGAAACUACCUGCUGUGUUUGCCUUCCGCUUUGAUUUAAAAAAAUAUCAAGACCUGUCUGGUCAAAUUGUGUAUUAUAAUACACAAUAGAAAUUAUGCAUUCUUCCCCCAAAUCACUGUGCAAUUAGAUGUUCUAAAACCAGUUCUGAGUAUGGCUUUCUGGCUUGUUGGCCUCUCAUUUUAGUCACAAAGAUGUUACACACACGUGCGCACACAGACAGUGAACUCCCUCUGGCAAACAGGUUUUUUGUCUAUUCUAUGAGCUCUCCUGAGGAUGCCAUGUCCAGUAGCCUUAUCUCCUGCUAGACAACGUGUUCCCACCUGCUCAACUUGGAAGACUGACCACCGCCAAAAUCUGCAAAGAUCAUUUAGAACUAAGCUAAAUUGUGAACCGAUAGUGUGUGUAGGCCUGUAGUUAGGUGUGGCAAUUAAAACUGACCUGCAUCCAUCCAAAACAAGUUGCUCCUCUUCAAACCUAAUUUUUACUUGAAAUCAGCUAGAAGAAAUGACAGAUUUAUUUUAUUUGCAAGUUAAUACCACUGGCUUAGCAAAUCUAGGGCAAUUUGUUUUGGGGGUUGCCUUUUAAGGAAAUGCACUACGGCCUAGGAAGAUUAGUUCCUGCUUGGAGGAAGCCCUUUUAUUAUUGCUGCAGAAAACAAAGCCUGGCUGAGUUUGGUGUUCUGAUGUUGGUUGGUUGGUUGGUUUGUUUUGGUUUUGUUUGGUUUUGUUUUGUUUUUCUUUACUGAAAGCCUCAUAAUGCUUCUUGCUGGGUUUUUUGUGUACAUAAACAUUGUCAAGCUGUGAAAGAAAAUGGCUGAAGGUGUGCUGUUGUAUAAAAGGUGAGCAAUAAAAGUAUGUGUAUGUUCACUUUGA
This is a messenger RNA of Neopsephotus bourkii (Bourke's parrot), 2948 nucleotides long. RefSeq names its product family with sequence similarity 98 member A (gene TSLIG3A). The transcript has 9 exons. Gene Ontology annotation, cellular component: tRNA-splicing ligase complex. Lineage: Eukaryota; Metazoa; Chordata; Aves; Psittaciformes; Psittacidae. The coding region runs from base 104 to 1792 and encodes 562 amino acids. The record is from RefSeq and is a predicted model, not a curated record.